AUGGAAGCCACUUCAAAUCCUGGAGACUUGAACGGCAGUGAAGACCUACCCAUGUUGAGUCCUGGCGACUUGGAAGCAAAUCCAGCGGAUGCAUCCGCGGCAUCCCCUGCAUCCCACCUGCCCGCGACCGGCAACACUCAAAUGGAUCACAACUCCACGUCCUCUGCCGAUUUCGCGCAUCACCAAGCAAACGAACCCACCCAAUACCCCGCGGACUUCCUGCAAUUCAGGGGAAUAGUUGACCAUCAGUUGCAACAGAUGCCAACCGAGGCCCUCGUCUCGGCUGCCGACAUCCUCGGAGUGGAAGCCGCCUUGCCGCCACUCCGGGUGGAUCAUGAGGAGAUUGAAGGUGAGUUUUGGUUCAUCAUGGACGCGAGGCGUGCGCGUUCAAAUUUAUCCCAGGAGGUCACUAGCACCUUGGAUCGGCUCCAAAACCUCACAUUGGGCCCAGUCCCUUCUGAUCCUCCUGAGCAUGAAACUUCAGCAUGUUCUAUAUGUUUGGAAGAUUAUGCCGAAGGCGAUCAUCUAGUUGUGCUACCCUGCCACGACUCCCACCAAUUUCACCGGGAUUGCCUAGAGAGUUGGCUCCAAGGUAACUUCAAUUGUCCUAUGUGCAGGGACAGCCUUGGACGGCCACCUCCCAGCGGCUAA
Puccinia triticina is the source of this 651-nucleotide messenger RNA. RefSeq lists its product as uncharacterized. The coding region runs from base 1 to 651 and encodes 216 amino acids. NCBI's taxonomy places the organism in Eukaryota, Fungi, Basidiomycota, Pucciniomycetes, Pucciniales, Pucciniaceae. The record is from RefSeq and is a predicted model, not a curated record. The transcript is spliced from 2 exons.